Molecule: messenger RNA, 786 nt
Organism: Drosophila takahashii
Lineage: Eukaryota; Metazoa; Arthropoda; Insecta; Diptera; Drosophilidae
Gene: cola
Product: comas sola
Source: RefSeq, a predicted model, not a curated record
AUGAUCGCCUCGAAGCUGCGCCUGCACCGAGCACCGAUUCCCAGGAUCCUGGUCACCAGUCGCUGGUACAACUGGGGAAACUACGAUGCCAGCUCCGGCGAAUGCUGCAAAAUGCGCGACAAGGAGACCACCGCCUGCAAGGCGGACAAAUGGUUCUGUCCACUCGACUAUCAGCCCACCAAGUGCUACGAGAAACCCUCCUUUGGCGAGAAGCAGUAUCCCCAGUAUCUGCGGGAGAUCUAUCAACGGAGCAAGCCUGAGUUCGAUCCCGACUGCUUCCUGAAGCUGAUCCGCCACGACAUUGAUCACUACAAGCCGUCGGACAAGCACCGCCGAUACCAACGCACUUGGCCCGAGUGUCCACUGUUGUGGCUGCGACCCAAGGACACCUGCUGUCCCGAUCCGGAAAUGUAUCCCCCGAUGAAACGCCGCAUUCGACCGCCACAGGAGCCACCGCUCACGGCCAUAGACAAGCAUCUCUUCCAGAUGAGCGUCUUCUGCAAGUCGGUCAAGCCACCCGGUUGCAAAGUGGGCCGUCGUCCGCCGAAGUGCAAGAAAGGUCGCAGGUCCUUAGACUGCUGCAAAAAGACGGCUCCAAUGCCCAGUUUCUCGGAGUCUUGUCGCCAUUUGAUACCUCAAUUCUGCCGGUCUGAGUGCGCCUGUCUGGUGGGCGGUAAGUGCGACAUGUGGAACGUUUACCGCCGGUGGAACAAAUCGCGUAGAGCCUGCACCAAGCCCUUCAUGGGAUACUCUCCCUACAGAUCUCGGAUGCGCUUUCCAUUUUGA